AUGGCGACUGAAACAUCAAGCAGGAGCUCAGUGAAGCCUUUGCCUAGAAGUGGCAUUCUUCUUCGCUCAAGUUUGAUCACCAUUUUCGGGAUCAUUUCGGCGUUGACUUUUCAGUCUAUAGUAAAACCUCCUCCGCCGAAGCUAUGUGGAUCCCCAGGAGGUCCACCGAUCACAGCGCCGCGGAUUAAGCUCCGAGACGGGAGGAAUCUGGCGUACAAAGAGCACGGAGUUCCAAGAGAGAAAGCUCGCCGCAAAGUCAUCUUCAUCCACGGAUCCAAUUGUUGCCGACACGACGCUAUUUACGCGACCCUCCUCUCUCCGGAUUUAGUUGAGGAACUAGGCGUGUACAUAGUUUCGUUCGAUAGACCGGGUUAUGGAGAGAGCGAUCCGGAUCCGAAUCGGACCCCGAAAAGCUUGGCUUUAGACAUUGAAGAGCUCGCUGAUCAAUUGAGUCUCGGAUCAAAGUUCUACGUGAUCGGAUAUUCCAUGGGAGGACAAGCAACAUGGGGAUGCGUUAAGUACAUCCCUCACCGGUUAGCCGGAGUGACGCUAGUCGCUCCGGUGGUUAACUAUUGGUGGAAGAGCUUACCUUCGAAUGUCUCCAAUGAAGGUUUCAACUUGCAGCCAAAAAGAGAUCAAUGGGCGGUUCGUGUAGCUCACUACGCUCCUUGGCUUAUGUACUGGUGGAACACACAGAAAUGGUUCCCCGGUUCGAGCGUUGCGAGCGGAGAUUACAGUAUCUUGUCACAGUCGGAUAAAGAUAUCAUUUUGAAGCUCGGGUCUUCGAGGAAACCGUAUUGGGAUGAAGUAAUGCCGCAAGGGAAGCACGAGAGUGUGAACCGGGACGCGAUCGUGGGGUUUGGGAGUUGGGAGUUUGAUCCUGUAGAGCUGGAGGACCCGUUCUUGAACGGGAAUGGCUCUGUGCAUUUGUGGCAGGGAGAUGAGGACAUGUUGGUGCCUGUGACGAUGCAACGUUACAUUGCGGAGAAGCUUCCGUGGGUUCAGUAUCAUGAGGUUGCUGGAAGUGGACACUUCUUGCACUUUGCUGAAGGUAUGGUUGAUGACGUUGUUAAGACGCUCUUAUCCACUGAUGCAUAG
Messenger RNA from Microthlaspi erraticum, 1098 nucleotides. NCBI's taxonomy places the organism in Eukaryota, Viridiplantae, Streptophyta, Magnoliopsida, Brassicales, Brassicaceae. The record is from the annotation of a GenBank genome assembly.